AUGCCAGUGCAGACCAGCCCAUCGUCCUUUCCGGACUCAUUUCCGUCUUUCAUGUCGGUGUUUGGCGGUCCCCUCCCACGAUACAAAGAAGAAGCAACCAUUCAUUCUCUCCAAUAUCCAACCCAUGUCCCUGUCAAUACACGUCUACUUCCUUCCCCCCACCGUGAAAGUGUUUCGUCCAUGACCUCGGCAUCAACCGAGUCCUCCCCGACUACAACCAUCUCGCCCUUUGAUUCGCCCGGCGGGGGUGAUAUCUCUCCGAGCUCCUCCCCAGAAUCUCCCUCCGCCAUGCCCGUCUCAUACCCAAAGUUCAUGCCAUCCACACGGCCCGUGGAACUGCCUCCGCGCCUUGCGCCUGUCGGUGAACCGCGCCUGUCGCCCUCCACUCUGUCACCGCCCACCCCUCAUAUUACGCGCCCAGACUCCCCAAAUCGGCGGGCGCGUAAUCUUAAGAACUUGUCAUUGCGAAUGCCGCCCCCAUCUCACUCUCUCCCACCUAUCGCUACUUCAUCAGUGACAGAGACAACCUCAAAACACCACUUUGAUGCCCCGCCAGCUCUCGUCCCGAUCGCUCCCAAGAACACGAAGCGUCGCGCCGCCAAUCUCACCAUCCAGACCCCCACAUUCAAUAAACCAUUCUCUAGUAUUUCUACUGAUGCCGUACCCCCAACUCCAUCUCUGCGCCACGCAGAAUCAUCGCCAUCGCUAGUAUCGAUUACAUCGCCCUCAUUCGCUCCACGGGGUGGCAUGCAGCUUCCCCGGCUAAUGUCACCUCCUGGUAUGCGCCGCUUGUCUAGCGCAUCGUCUGAGGAUGCGGUGUCGCCUGUCACCUUAAAGCCGGUUGAUGGAUCUGGCUUCUCUCGCCGUGUUCUUCAUGGCCUAGAAGAAGAGGAUGACCGCCCGGACUCGCGCGAGUCAACCCGCAAGAAGGAUCGUGGCUACCCAGAUGGGCCUAUUCGGAUUCACGACUCUGGUGUCUACCUUUAUCUAGAACCAACAGCAGAAGAAGCAUCCAAAUUCGACGUGGUUAUCAACGUCGCCAAGGAAGUGGUGAAUCCGUUCAGUACUACCAAGGAGGAGCGGAAUGAUACGGUGAUGAGCACAUGGCGGAACGCCUCUAUGGCCUCGAAACGCUUCUCCCGUGGCGAGCCCCAGACGGCGAUUUCAGAGAUCUCCUUUAAGUCUGCCUGGGAAUUCCAGCCUUCGGAUUCUGAGCCGCCAACCCCUACUGUCUCAAGUCCUACAAGUCUAGGCCCGGAGUACCUUCAUGUUGGUUGGGACCACAACUCCGAAAUUCUCGAAGACUUGCUCCCUCUUUGUGAGCUGAUCGACGACCGGAUCGCUGAAGGAAAGAAGGUCCUUGUGCAUUGCCAGCUGGGCGCUAGCCGCUCAGCCUCGCUGGUGAUUGCCUACGGAUUGUACAAAAACAGACACCUGGAUUUCAACUCGAUGUACGAAGCAGUCAAGGGACGCAGCCAGUGGGUUGGCCCGAACAUGAGUCUCAUCUAUCAGCUGACAGACUUCCGCGCCAAAUUGCUGCGGGGAUCUACAUCGAAGCCCCCACCUCAGGAGUGGUUCGUCCAAACCGGCCGACGAAGUUCAGAGCCCCAGGUUGCACGAGCUGAGCGUCCAGCGUCCAAUGAAUCCAGUCGACCGCCCUUCCGUGGAAUGUCGCAGGCACCUUCAAUUAGCUGCCUGUCCAUCCCAGAAACAAAGCCGAUGCGUCCUACUACGAGCGACAGCGGUAGCUACACCAAAUUCAAGUCCUACUCGCCCAAGCGAAGCCUGUCCCCUCUCCCCCUCCCAUUCCGACAGAAGUUCCAGUCCGUGGAGCCUGUCUCGGGUCGGCCACGAGGGUUGCCGCGCAGCGUUAGCAGCUGUGACCCGCUCGUUCAGACUCAUGUGUUUGUACGUGAUGCCCCAGACUCUGGUGUGUUUUCGCCGAGGAUGAGUGAAUUCCUCUCGCCAGCUCCUAUGGCACCACCAUCAUUUUACCGGAUUGAUCGCUCCGCAGGCCUGCGUGCACCUUCCAUUCCUUAUGCCAGGCGGUCUGCCAUCGAGCCAGCAGACCCCCGUUCACCUCCAUCCGGCGGUGAGCCCCUGAUCAUGAGAUCCAUUGAUGAAUUCUUGUGA
Messenger RNA from Penicillium vulpinum, 2133 nucleotides. It is a transcript of the gene dspD, whose product is annotated as putative protein-tyrosine phosphatase. NCBI's taxonomy places the organism in Eukaryota, Fungi, Ascomycota, Eurotiomycetes, Eurotiales, Aspergillaceae. The coding region runs from base 1 to 2133 and encodes 710 amino acids. The record is from RefSeq and is a predicted model, not a curated record. Gene Ontology annotation, molecular function: protein tyrosine/threonine phosphatase activity; MAP kinase tyrosine/serine/threonine phosphatase activity. Gene Ontology annotation, biological process: negative regulation of MAPK cascade; protein dephosphorylation. The transcript has a single exon. Gene Ontology annotation, cellular component: cytosol; nucleus; cytoplasm.